AUGUCUCUCCCCUUCCUCAGACCAUCAAGUCUUCCCCGCCCCUCAACAAUCCGUCAAUUCCUACGCGCCACAAACACACGCACCUACUCAACCCCUUCGACGCCUUCAACCCCCGAACCCACCACCUCCACCCCAUCCCCAAUCAACGCCUCCACCAAACCCUACCGCGUCCUGCUGUCCCCCUCAAACCAAUACCCGGUCUACCAAAUCAGCAAACGCGGCGGCAACAAGCACGAAACCAAGAUCAAGAACAUCCAAGGCGACGUCCAGGCCUUGCGCAGCGAUUUACAGGAGCUGUUGAGCGAGGAGGGGAAGGAGAAGGUGGAUGUGAUGUUGAAGAAUAGUAAUGGGCAACUGGUUGUGAAGGGACAUAAGAGAAUUGUGAUAUCAAAGUUCUUCGAGGCGCAGAAUGUGGGGUAUAAGCAGGUGAUUGAGACGUUAUGA
Glarea lozoyensis ATCC 20868 is the source of this 444-nucleotide messenger RNA. RefSeq lists its product as uncharacterized. Gene Ontology annotation, molecular function: structural constituent of ribosome. Bases 1 to 444 code for a protein of 147 amino acids. Gene Ontology annotation, cellular component: mitochondrial large ribosomal subunit; ribosome. Gene Ontology annotation, biological process: translation. The record is from RefSeq and is a predicted model, not a curated record. The transcript is spliced from 2 exons. NCBI's taxonomy places the organism in Eukaryota, Fungi, Ascomycota, Leotiomycetes, Helotiales, Helotiaceae.